Clonostachys byssicola is the source of this 1989-nucleotide messenger RNA. The record is from the annotation of a GenBank genome assembly. Lineage: Eukaryota; Fungi; Ascomycota; Sordariomycetes; Hypocreales; Bionectriaceae.
AUGAGCUGUCUCCUUGGCCAAGAUCCACCACAGCAGUCCCCGACAUCGUCGUCCUCCGCCCACGACCAUGACCAGCACCUUGCUGUCUUGCCGUCCUCCGGCCCCAAUGGCCUACAUAUUCCACACGUCCAGCACCCUACCUCCGCAAUGGCAACGGCACUGCGCGCCCUGAAUGACUUCACAGAUACCCCAUCAAAUCCGCGAAGCGUCAGCUCAACAGCGACCAACUCGCCUCGCAUUCCACCUUUGCGACAAAACUCAGGGACACAGAGCCCGCGCGUGCGACCUCAUGCGACAACAUUGAACAUCCCUGGCAUGACGAGAUCCAAAGUCUCACCUGAUGGACGAAUCCCACAGCGCGAUGUGGCUGCUAAGCUCGUCAUCGUCAUGGUUGGUCUGCCAGCUCGGGGCAAAUCAUAUAUCACAAAGAAGCUUCAGCGCUACUUGUCAUGGCAGCAGCACGAGUCGCGGAUUUUCAAUGUGGGCAACCGCCGAAGAAUAGCCACGGGAACCCAGGCGUCCGUUCACCCCAGGCUUGCACCUGAGCCUGCCCGUCUCGAUCCUCCGGUAGAAGCUGCUGCUAUCUUGCUCAAUGGUGUGCCACAUCCCAAUGGGAUUUCUUCCAGACAUAAUCUUCUCGAACCACCUGCAUUUGACUUGAACCGGGGGAGGGAUGAGGAAAUUGUUACCAGCCCCACUGCUGAGAACGAGGCUGAAAAUGGUGACGUUGACCAGUCGGCGAAAUUCUUUGAUCCGAAGAACGAAAAAGCCGCGGCCAUGCGUGAACAAGUAGCGAUGAAUACGCUGGACGAGCUUCUCGAUUAUCUCCUUGUGGAGGGUGGCGCAGUUGGGAUUCUGGAUGCUACCAACAGUACAAUCGCCCGUCGUCAACAUGUGGUCGAGCGCAUCAAGGACAGGGAGCCAAAGCUUGGCAUUCUAUUUGUCGAGAGCGUAUGUCAUGACCCUGAUCUUCUCGAAGCCAACAUGCGUCUGAAGCUCUCUGGUCCGGAUUACCGAGACAAGGACCCUCACCAAUCCUUGUUGGAUUUCAAGGCCCGAGUUGAGGCAUACGCCAGCGCAUAUGAACCUCUGGGCGAAUGGGAGGAAAAGAACUACCUCCAGUACAUCCAGAUGAUCGACGUCGGGAGAAAACUAGUUCAGCAUAGACUGACAGGCUUUCUAAGUGACGGCAUUGCUUCAUAUCUGUCAACCUUCAACUUGUCCCCCAGACAAAUUUGGAUUACAAGACAUGGCCAGAGCGUUGACAACGAGCUAGGCAAGCUCGGAGGAGACGCCCCAAUGACAGAGAGGGGCCAUUUCUAUGGAUUUGCCCUGCACAGGUUUAUUACCCAUAAGCGUAGGCAAUGGCUCAUGGAACAAAAGAGCAAGAUUGCUCAGGCAUCCUUCCCUCCGCUGCCAGGAUCUAACACUCCCCCUUACCCCGAAUCUAAUCGAGAAUUGGAUGAGAAGAAUUUCUGUGUCUGGACCUCUAUGCUUAGACGAAGUGUCGAGACCGCCGAGUACUUCGACGCCGACGAAGACUAUGACGUCAAGAACUGGGAAAUGCUCAACGAGCUUAACACUGGCCAGUUCGAGGGGAUGACGUACGCGGAAAUUGCCAGGAACCAUCCAGAAGAAUUCAAGAAGCGAGCCAGCGACAAGCUCAACUACAUUUAUCCUGGCGUCGGAGGAGAGGGGUACCUCCAGGUUAUUAGCCGACUUCGUGACAUGGUCCGGGAAAUUGAACGCAUCACUGACCACGUUCUCAUUAUUGGACAUCGCUCUGUCUGCCGUGUCCUAAUGGCAUAUUUUAUGGACCUCACUCACGAAGAUAUCACCGACAUGGAUGUCCCACUUGGUAUGCUCUACGCCAUUGAGCCAAAGCCUUACGGCAUCGAAUUUCAUGCCUAUCGAUACAAUGAAACUGAGAGCUGGUUCGAUGAGCUACCAAACUAUAAGCCGCAGAAGGCUGCCCGUGGCAGCGUGUAA